Molecule: messenger RNA, 672 nt
Organism: Podarcis muralis (Common wall lizard)
Lineage: Eukaryota; Metazoa; Chordata; Lepidosauria; Squamata; Lacertidae
Source: RefSeq, a predicted model, not a curated record
AUGGCUGGGUUAGAUGCUGAGGACGGGGAAAUUGUGUGUCCUGGGGCUCUUUGUGUCAUGGUGAAACUGAUUUGCAAGCUCUACAAUGAGGCUCACCCAGAACUAUCAUGGGAAAUCCAAUACGCUGUGGCCAAUCACAUCCAGUCCUUGAUGAAGAUGGAAAAGAAUCGCCAGGUGGCCUGUGGAGCUGGCCUGCUGAACGCUCUUGUUACCUCAUGCUUAGAGGUGCUACACAACGACAACAACGCCUUGCAUCUGCCUCUAAUCAGACUCUUUGAGAAACUUGCGUCCCAGUCAAUUGAGCCCAAUGUCUUAAGACAGUUCCUUUGCCUCAGGACAACAUGGCUGCUUGUAGCACCAGGGCCUGGUGUAAGUCCAUCCUCAACUUCUCUCUGUGGCAGAAGUGGCUCAUGUCAUGCAUCUUGGAAUGAAGGUUCCGUAGUCACUACAGCGAAAAGUUCCGCAGAUCUUCAUCGGGCUUCCCUGGGCUCAGACGCAUCCUGGGUAUCCAACAGCUCUGCCGUAGCUCUCCAGGCAGCCAUGAGCCUGGUCUCCAUGACGACGCCACGCAGCCUGGAUUCCCAUCAUGCCUGCCUGGCACCUUCAUUUGUGGAAUUUGACAUGUCCCUGGAAGGAUACGGCAUUGUCUACCUGUUCUGGCCCCAACGGUGA